AUGAAGAACCCAAGAAAUCAACUGAUGAAUCUGCGUGGUGAGUAUGAACAGAAGCGAAAUCCGAAAUCAAAAGAUACAAAGGGUAAUGAAGCUUCAGGAUCAAAAGGAAAAGGCAAACUGGAUGAUGAUGAUGAAGAAGAAGAAGAAGAUUUGUCUAAAGGGUCCCAUCUUAAAAGAAAGAAAUGUGAGCAAGAGCUUGUUGAGAAUCUACAGGCCCUAUUCCCUCAUAGGUCGAUGGAGCAUAUUUUGAACGAAGCUAUUGACAAUUUGAAUGUUUACUGGUUGGAAGCAGUUGCUUCGUUUGAAUUGGAAAACACUUCAGAGUCUCAGCUCGACUUUCCAUUAACUCUGAAGGCCUUUUUAUUCCGAUGUUUUUAUAAGGUUGAGAAAGCUCCCGAUUCAGAUAACGAUCCCAAUCUCAUGCUUAUCUCCUUUUAUCUCAAGCAUAGAAAGCCCCAAAUCUAA
This is a messenger RNA of Lactuca saligna, 465 nucleotides long. Lineage: Eukaryota; Viridiplantae; Streptophyta; Magnoliopsida; Asterales; Asteraceae. The record is from the annotation of a GenBank genome assembly.